Molecule: messenger RNA, 1088 nt
Organism: Staurois parvus
Lineage: Eukaryota; Metazoa; Chordata; Amphibia; Anura; Ranidae
Source: the annotation of a GenBank genome assembly
UCCAAGAUUGUACAAAUGUCUAAAUAGUGGCACGCUUGAAUAUAAAUUGUCCAUGUAUAAGUGGUACCCAAUAUGGAAAAAGGAUGACACCAAGUCCCAAACUAUCUUGCCACUGCUCCCCAUGUAGUCUGGGCAUCCGGGGGCUCCACAUGACUAUCUUUUCCCUCAUAAACCCGAAACUUAUAAGUAUAGCCUGUUGUCCUCUCACAGGCCUUAUACACCUUGACCCCAUAUCUGGCACGCUUGCUGGGGAGAAAUUGUUUGAAUGCAUGGAGACCAGAAAAAUUAAUGAGGGAUUGAUCAAUGCAGAUGUUUUGCUGGGGAGUAUAGACAUCUGCAAAUGUUUGGUUAAGGUAAUUUACGAGGGGCUGAAUUUUGUGGAGCUGGUUAAAUUCAGGGUCACCCCAAGGACGACAGAGUGUAUUGUCGUUGAAAUGCAUAAAACACAUUAUACUCUCAUAUCUAUGCCUGGCCAUGGCAGCACAGAACACGGGAAUGGGAUGAAUCGGGUCUGUGGACCAAUACAACUGCAAUUCUUUUUUUUUUUUUAGUAAUGCCCAUGUUGAGGGUUAGGCCCACAAAAAAUGUAAAUUCAGAAACCGUAAUGUGUUUCCAUGCGAAUGGUCUGGCAAGGUUCGAAUUUGGGUUGGUGGUGUUAAAUUGUUGUGCAUAUAAAUUGCUUUGAUCCACAAUCAAUGCCCACAGAUCUUCCGUGAAAAAACAACUCCAAAGAAUCAAGGGGAGUAGUUAAAUUUGCUGUUUCCACCUGAAUUCCGGGCUGGGCAGUGAAUGGGGGAAGUAUGAGUGCUGCAGAAUUUGUGGGCUGCCAUUCGGGAUUUGCAAGCACAUCCGGAAAGAUACUAGGGGCUCUACGGGCCUAUGUGCGAAUUCUUGGUGGCAGCGGGACAAUACUUGUGCUCGCCAAUGCACCAGCUUGUACUGCAAUUAUGGGACUCGCCACAUCGCCAAGUGAUACUGUAGUGCUGGUAUGUGAAAGACCAGGAUGUACUAGGUCGCUGGUGCUCGCCAGUUCACCAAAAUGUAGCGUGGCACUAGUACUGGCACUCUGCUGCAUAUGAGAGUCAUCA